Quercus robur (English oak) is the source of this 804-nucleotide messenger RNA. RefSeq lists its product as uncharacterized. NCBI's taxonomy places the organism in Eukaryota, Viridiplantae, Streptophyta, Magnoliopsida, Fagales, Fagaceae. Bases 1 to 804 code for a protein of 267 amino acids. The transcript is spliced from 2 exons. The record is from RefSeq and is a predicted model, not a curated record.
AUGGUGCUAGUAGACAACGGGAGCUCCGCUGAUAUCUUGUAUUAUCUAGCUUUUCAGCAGAUGAGAAUAGAAAGAGAACGAUUAAUCCCAACCAACGCCCCGCUCGUAGGAUUUGGAGGAACAAGGGUGUAUCCGCUGGGUGCUGUCACCCUACUGAUGAUGGUCGGAGACUACCUUCAGCAGAUCACGAAGGAUGUGACAUUCCUAGUUGUUGACUACUUGUCCGCAUACAAUGCUAUAUUGGGACAUCCUACUUUGAACACAUGGAAGGCUGUAACAUCAACCUAUCAUUUGAUGAUCAAGUUUCCCACUAAGUACGAGAUAGGAGAAGUAAAGGGAGAUCAAGUGGCAGCUCGUGAAUGUUACAUUGUCAUGCUAGAGAUGAAUGAUCAACAGCAGACCAUAUGCAUAGAAGAACAACGAACAAUAGUAGAGCCGGUGGAAGAACUAGAGGAAGUAACCCUUGAUGAAUCAAGGCCUAAGCGAACAACUAGAAAAAAGCGAGUAUUCGCCCCGGAACAAGACAAAGCCAUAGCUGAGGAGGUUCGGAAGUUGUUGGAAGCAAAUUUCAUUCGAGAAGUGUACUACCCUGACUGGUUGGCAAAUAUGGUUAUGGUUAAAAAGGCCAAUGGAAAGUGGAGGAUAUGCGUAGAUUUUACGGACCUCAAUAGAGCCUUCCCCAAGGACAGUUACCCUCUCCCACAGAUAGAUACCCUGGUAGACUCGACCAUGAGACAUCAACUUCUGAGCUUCAUGGAUGUGUUCUCAAGAUACAACCAGAUCAGAAUGGAGGAGGCCGAUUAA